Molecule: messenger RNA, 936 nt
Organism: Magnolia sinica
Lineage: Eukaryota; Viridiplantae; Streptophyta; Magnoliopsida; Magnoliales; Magnoliaceae
Product: ferritin-like catalase Nec2
Exons: 3
Coding region: 1-936 (311 amino acids)
Source: RefSeq, a predicted model, not a curated record
AUGGCAUGCCCCAUCUCUCUUUUUCUCCUCCUCUCCUUAUCAAGUUUCCUUAGGGCUGGGAAAGCUGAGUCAAUCUCUCAAUGUGAAGUUGAAUUGCUUCAAUUCGCCUUGAACUUGGAGUACUUGGAAACUGAAUUCUUCUUGUCUGGGGCUCUUGGCCAUGGCUUGGAUAUUGUCGCACCUGAUCUAGCCAGGGGAGGUUCUCCUCCUAUUGGAGGCCAAAAGGCCAAUUUGGGCUUCUUUGUGAGGGACAUCAUUAUCCAAUUUGCUUAUCAGGAGGUGGGCCACUUAAGGGAAAUUCAACAGAUGGUGGGUGGGUUUCCGAGGCCGUUGAUGGACCUGAGCUCGACCAACUUCGCCAAGAUCAUGACAAAAGCGAUGGGGGCCCCACUCCAUCCACCGUUCGAUCCUUACCUCAACGAUAUCAACUUCCUUCUUGCUUCCUAUCUCAUCCCUUACGUUGGACUCACUGCCUACGUUGGCACAAUGCCCUACCUUAACUCCACCUCUAUCAAACGACUGGUGGCCAGUCUCUUGGCAGUGAAGUCCGGCCAAGAUGCUGUGAUCCGUUCGCUUCUCUACAGGCAUGCACUCCAGCCAAUCUACCCUUACACUUCCAACGUUGCAGAGCUAACCAACCGGCUUUCCGCUCUUAGAAACCGGCUAAGCAGGUCCAGCAACAAAGAUCAAGGCCUCCUCGUCUCGCCCCAUGGUUGGAUUGGUGGAUCCAGCUCCGGCAACAUCAUCUACAGCAACAACAACUCGAUCGCGUACUGGAGAUUUCCACGCGAGACGCUGAGGAUCUUGUAUGGCACUGGCCAUGAAGACCGCCCGGGCGGGUUCUUCCCUAUCGGCACCAAAGGCGCGGUGGCCCAAAUCUACCUGGCCAAUGCCACUUCAGCAUGCCCUAGGCUGUCGAAAAAUAACAACCAUUGA